This is a messenger RNA of Salvia miltiorrhiza (redroot sage), 1723 nucleotides long. RefSeq names its product transcription factor TGA2.3-like. The transcript is spliced from 9 exons. The coding region runs from base 463 to 1443 and encodes 326 amino acids. Gene Ontology annotation, molecular function: DNA-binding transcription factor activity; sequence-specific DNA binding. NCBI's taxonomy places the organism in Eukaryota, Viridiplantae, Streptophyta, Magnoliopsida, Lamiales, Lamiaceae. The record is from RefSeq and is a predicted model, not a curated record. Gene Ontology annotation, biological process: DNA-templated transcription; regulation of DNA-templated transcription.
GAUUGUACAAUUUCACUCAAUUUUCUCUCAAGCUCAUUACACACUGACACCAGGCUCUCUCUCUCUCUCACAGCUACUUUCCCUCUUUCCCCUUUUAAUGUAAAAACCCAUGAGAAGCCUCAUCGAAACUUCCAACCCCCUAAAAACGAGAGAAAUAAAUCAAGAAAGGAAAAAGAGACUCAAAGUCAAAACUGGGUAGUAGUAAUUUCUCUCUCCACAACACUUCAUUCCCUUUGAUCUCAUUCUUUUCUUUCACUACUUUCUUUCUACCCAGGUUGGAGAACUAAUAUUUGUCAAUAGGACUUCCAAUUUCUGCGACCCAUAUGAGAUAGCCAGAGGAGCCUCGUGCAGUUUGUAUAGGAUCUCGGUGACAUUGGGUUCUGAAUGCCCUCAUUACCAACAGUAAUGCAUGUAUGUGUUUCAGCUUGAAGCGUUGAUCUUGGGGAUUUUCGAGUGUCCAAUAUGGCAGAUACCAGUCCUAGGACAGAUACGUCUACUGAUGCUGAUACGGAAGAUAAAAUGUUUCAAAGCAAUCAAUUACAGGGAAUAGGUGCUUCCGAUGGCAGUGAUAAGUCAAGAGAUCAAAAGACUCUCCGUAGACUUGCUCAAAAUCGUGAAGCUGCAAGGAAAAGCCGUUUGAGAAAAAAGGCCUAUGUUCAGCAGCUAGAAAGCAGCAGAAUGAAAUUGACACAACUUGAGCAAGAGCUUCAACGAGCUAGACAGCAGGGGAUAUUUAUUUCAAGUUCAGGAGAUCAAUCUCAAUCUAUUGGUGGAAAUGGUGCCUUGGCCUUUGAUGUUGAGUAUGCGAGGUGGCUGGAGGAGCAUAACAAGCGGAUUAACGAGCUUCGAGGCGCUGUCAAUUCACAUGCGGGUGAUGGUGAACUCCGCAUAAUUGUUGACGGCAUUGUGUCACAUUAUGAUGACAUCUUUAGGAUUAAAGGUGAUGCUGCAAAGGCCGACGUCUUUCACAUCUUGUCAGGCAUGUGGAAGACACCUGCUGAAAGAUGCUUCCUCUGGCUUGGUGGUUUCCGUUCGUCUGAACUUCUUAAGCUACUAAUUAAUCAGUUAGAGCCAUUGACUGAACAGCAGUUAUUGGCCAUCAACAACUUGCAACAAUCGUCUCAACAAGCCGAAGAUGCUCUAUCUCAAGGAAUGGAAGCAUUGCAGCAGUCGUUGGCUGAGACAUUAGCUGGUUCCCUCGGUCCAACGGGUUCAUCUGGAAAUGUUGCCAAUUACAUGGGGCAAAUGGCGAUGGCUAUGGGGAAGUUAGGAACUCUCGAAGGCUUCAUUCGUCAGGCGGAUAACUUGCGGCAGCAAACCCUCCAACAAAUGCACCGGAUAUUAACAACUCGCCAGUCAGCUCGCGCUCUCUUAGCUAUCAGCGACUACUUCUCCCGUCUGCGGGCCCUGAGCUCUCUGUGGCUCGCCCGUCCGCGGGAAUAAUGUUGACUAGUAAUUUAGAUGGGAGAUGUGGAUCUUGUGGUUCUUGCCCUAUUGAUGACUGAGUUUGUUGUUUUAAAGCUUGGAAGCAGCAUCAGUGGGAGUUGAUGGUGAUUUAUUUCAAAUGUAACAUUUGGCUCCUGCAAUUGUAAUAGUGGAAGUGCAUGCCCUUGACUGCCUGUAUAAUUGCUCCCCCCCUUGUAUAAUUUGUAGCAUUUUUAGUUGUAAGUGAUUGUUUUUCAACAGUUUAGCUUAAUAUAAAUUCAAGAAUUGGUUGAUUGUA